Syzygium oleosum is the source of this 2200-nucleotide messenger RNA. Its product is annotated as protein PLASTID TRANSCRIPTIONALLY ACTIVE 12, chloroplastic. Gene Ontology annotation, cellular component: chloroplast; nucleus. Lineage: Eukaryota; Viridiplantae; Streptophyta; Magnoliopsida; Myrtales; Myrtaceae. Gene Ontology annotation, biological process: positive regulation of red or far-red light signaling pathway; plastid transcription; response to light stimulus. The transcript has 10 exons. Bases 224 to 1864 code for a protein of 546 amino acids. The record is from RefSeq and is a predicted model, not a curated record.
AGUCGGCUGUACAAGCCGAAGCAGUGCACGCUCUCUCCUUUUGUUCAUGCCGAACUUCAGCAUCUCCGAACUAUACUCGUCUCGACCCUCAAUACCCUCGAGAAGCUUUAUCCAGUUCGGAGCGAGAAAUGACAACCCGAAGAGGAAUUCCCCAUCCAAGCUCUUGACAAUCUGAAGGUCUUGCGACGCGAGGAAACGAGGGCCGUCCUCCGUUCGUCGUGGGAUGGCUUCUUUGUCGACCACCACCGGGUCGUGUUUGGGUAGCGGAUUGAGGUGCGCGGUCAAAGCUGAUGGUAAUGAUCCCGGGAAGCCAAAUUCCAAUUACUUGCAGACAUCAUUUCUGGGCUCAUUUCCUGCCAGAGUUGCACAAGUUAGAGUUGGCUCAAAUAGUUCUCUUAGGCAGAGGCCUUCAGUACCUUGUGUAAAGUGCGAGAAGGAUGAGUUUGAAGAUGUAUCCAUCGAGCGUCCUCCAUACUAUAGUUACCUUGACUCCACAUCUGGGCAGCUUGAACCAGCUUCUGGUGCGCGUGCUGCUAUCCCUGGAGAGGAGUACUGGCCAGAAGGAACUGCUAGCCGUGUAAGGGCUGCAAGGGCUCCCGAACCAACUGGAAAAUCUUUAGGCUCUCCAUCUUAUGGCAAAAGUCCAGGAAGCAGGAGGAAGAAAUACAAAACAUCAGUUGCUGCUUCUGAGUCUGCUGGAGUCAGUUCGCAAUCAAAUGAUUUACUUGUCCCAGAAGCUGCAUCUGGAUCAUCUCAGACCGAUCUCCUACUGUCUGACUCGGAGACACCUGGAACUUCUGCUGAUGCUAUAGAGGAGCAUAAAGAUAGCUCAUCCGAGUAUGUGGUUUAUCAAACAGAACCUGAGGAAGAAGAGACUGGAUAUGAUUUGGACAAAAAGCUAGGGCGUCCCCACCCUUUUAUCGAUCCGAAAGUGAAGAAGCCGAUAGAGGAGCCACUUACAAGUGAAGAAUUAUGGUGGAACUGGAGGAAGCCAGAUAAGGAACAGUGGUCUAGAUGGCAAAGGAGGCGACCUGAUGUUGAAACGGUUUUCCUAAAAGCGAUGGCAGAGACUGGACAAGUAAAGCUUUACGGGGAUCAUCCAACAUUGACUGAAACAUCUUUAUAUAGAGCUAGACGGCAUCUAUUCAAGGAAGAAAGGCAUGCAUCUGAACAGGAUAGACUGGAAGAAAUAGGUCCGUUAGCGUACUACUCAGAAUGGGUAUCAGCAUGGAAGAGAGACACUUCGCGCGAAGCCGUUCAAAGGCAUUUUGAAGAAACUGGUGAAGAUGAAAACACUCAACUUAUUGAAAUGUUUCAGCACCAGACUGAUCGAGAGUAUCGUAUUAUGAUGGGUACUGAUAUACGCAUUCGGAGGGAUCCUCUUGCAAUGCGUAUGAAAGAGGAUCAAGUCAAACAAAUUUGGGGUGGAGAUCCAGUAUAUCCUACCAUAAAUUAUAUUCAGGAUCCGAAUGAAAUUAUUGAUUACAGAGGUCCAGAUUUUCACGAACCAACUCCCAAUAUGUUGGCUCAUCUGAAGGAGCGAGGCAAGAUAAUAUCAAGGGAGGAGAUUGAGGAAAUUCUGGCAAAGGAGAAAACGCAGGAAAUUGAGAUAACAGACAUGGACGAAGCAAUGGCACGAGCUGUUGACAUUGGGGAAAAUGAUGAAGGAGAAGACAGUGAGAUCGAGGGUGAGGAAGAGCGGGAGAAAAUAACGCGCAACUGGAGCGUUUUGAAAAGCACCCCCGAGCUCCGCAAGUCGAAGGACAAUAAGCCGAAAAAGGACGGUCGUAUGUCGUUGGAAGAUGCCGUAGAUGAUUCCGAGAAUCUUACGGAUUUUCUCUUGGAUUUUGAAGAAGAUGAAUGAACCCUCCCGAAAGGAAGAACCCCUUCACCUCACUAGCUAUUCGAGUCCGAUUGCCACACUCGCCCAGCACCCAAUCGCCGUCGAUCAUGAAUUCGAUCUCAAUGGUGGAAGAAUGGAGAGCAUUGAGUGCUGCUUUAACUUCUCGCUAGCACAUUCGGGGCUGUGCUUGUCGAACUUGUUGCCAUGGACCAUGACGUUGUGAAAGUCGAAAUUACUGAGUGAUUAGUGCAUUCUUGCGGUUGUCUUGGUGUCCAUCACACAGCAGUGAACUUGCAAUUCAUGAUCAUCAGUACGUCCUGCCUUUAAAAUGGAGUUGAUUUAGCACCUUUUUUCAAA